Anneissia japonica is the source of this 756-nucleotide messenger RNA. RefSeq lists its product as uncharacterized. Bases 1 to 756 code for a protein of 251 amino acids. The record is from RefSeq and is a predicted model, not a curated record. The transcript has a single exon. NCBI's taxonomy places the organism in Eukaryota, Metazoa, Echinodermata, Crinoidea, Comatulida, Comatulidae.
AUGGCUAUAUGUAGACAUGCGUGCGGCUAUAUGUUCACUGUAGUUAAUAAUAAAUCAAAGAAAAACAGACCUGAAGUUAGUGUUCUAGUCAAUGGUCAAAGGUGUAAAGUGUUGGUGGACACAGGUUCGACUGUACAUGUGAUGAAUAGUAAUACAGCACGUUUAGUAAAGGCCAACUUAAAGCCAUGUUCCAAACAGUUGUUUGCAUUUAAUGCCUCUAAACCAUUACCUGUCAUAGGUAAAUUUGAUGUUAACCUAAAGUACAAAGAUAAACUAAUUAAGAGUGAGUUUAUUGUGGUUGAGGGUACAGCUGGUCAAAUAUUGAGUCAUGAAACAUCAUGUGAUUUAGGCAUAUUACACAUUGUGUAUGAAAUGACAGCAGAUGAUGUGUAUCAGAAAUAUCCAAAUUUGUUUGUUGGAUUAGGUAAAAUGAAAAAUACCUCUGUAAAAUUGCACAUUGAUGAAAAUGUUCUGCCAGUACGUCAGACGACACACAGACGAAUUCCUUUUCACCAAAGAAAAAACCUAAGUGAAUGUUUAGAUUAUUUGUUAGACCAAGACAUAAUUGAACCUGUCACUGGUCCUACCCCAUGGAUCAACCCGAUAGUGUUAGUUUCGAAACCCAAGCAACCUGGAGGUAUGCGCUUAUGUGUAGACAUGCGCGCAGCCAACAAGGCCAUUUCACGCGAACGACAUCUGAUGCCCACUAUUGAUGAAGUAAUAACACGAUUUAAAUGGUGCGACUGUCUUCAGUAA